Messenger RNA from Staurois parvus, 414 nucleotides. NCBI's taxonomy places the organism in Eukaryota, Metazoa, Chordata, Amphibia, Anura, Ranidae. The record is from the annotation of a GenBank genome assembly.
AUGAUGUCCUUCCAGAACGCGCCAUCCUGUGCGUCCCCAGCGGCGCGCACCCGGCAAUCUCCAUGAUUGCUAUCGGCACUGAUCAUCAGGGCACUGAUGAUCAAUGCCCUGAUGAUCAGUGCCUAGCAAUGCCGCCCAGCAGUGCCACCCAUCAGUGCCACCCAUCAGUGUUUCCCAGCAUUGCCACCUAGCAAUGCCGCCAGUCAGCGCCACCUAUCAGUGCCCAUCAGUGCCACCUAUCAGUGCCCAUCAUUGCUGCAUAUCAGUGCAGCAUCAUCAGUGCCUCCUCAUCAAUGCCCACCAGUGCCGCAUCAGUGCCACCUCAUCAGUGCAGCCUAUCAGUGCCCAUCAGUGCUUCCUAUCCAUUCCACCUCAUCGGUGACCAUCAGUUCCCAUCAGUGCUGCGUAUCAGUG